GUGCGCAGGCUCCUUCGCCUCCCGCGAGCUCCUGAGGGGGCAGCCCGGCCUUGUCUCUCCUCAGUGGCUGAGCCGCCGCUGCUCGCUCGCCGUCGCAGUUCAUUCGCCCGCUCGCUCUGGAGCAGGGCGCUGCAGCUGCAGUGCCGGCCUCCGUGUUUGGUAAACAGAAGCCCCAGCGUGCCAGGAGAGUACAGCCUCUCGCCCGGCCCGGCGAGCCCCGACCGUGAACCGAGCUGAGGGAGGAUGGCAGCCUCCGGGGUGGAGAAGAGCAGCAAGAAAAAGACCGAGAAGAAACUUGCUGCUCGAGAAGAAGCUAAAUUGUUGGCGGGCUUCAUGGGAGUGAUGAAUAACAUGAGGAAACAGGUAGCGCCUCUGUGAGAGUGAUGGACGGUGGCGGGGAGGUGGUCCGGGUCUCCGGCCCCUUUCUCCUGGGCGGAAACCCGCGUCCUGGGGAUCGUGACCCUCCUCUCUCUGUCUUCUCCCUUCGCGCGCAAGCGAAGAUGCUGUUAGCAGAGGGUCACGUUAACAGUUCUCGAGCAAAAGUGCUUCCACAUCUACUGCUGUUGUGGCUCCAAAGUCAGGCUCCUCCGGCUGGCGUUCGGCGUUAGGGUACCGGUUGUGUGACAGGUCUGUCCUAGUUACCUCUUUGUGAGGCGAGGAUCCUUCCAUUGGCUAGCCGUUUUUAAGGUGUUGUGAGGCAUUGGGUGAAGAAGUCCAUUGGUACAGCCUAUCCGAAACCCCCAAAGAAGGAAGUGUUGCUGUCCUGAAAUCAGCUAUUCUUGAGUAAGGAUCCCGCCCCCCUUCUGUAUUACCGGGUGGAGCUUGUUGAAGACAAAUCCUCCUCACGUGUUAAUUUAGAGGAAAAACAGUCAUCGGUAAACACAUGCCAUCUUUUAAGAGCACGGAGCGCCCCUGUUAUUAAGAGGAGCUCUUUGUUCUGUCUUUGAUGUGUGGCGCUGUUAAUGAAAGUCUUCGAUACACCCGCGAAAGCAAUCGCUGACUGCCAGGACCUUGUCUUUGUUCACCAUCUGCUAGCACGGUCAGUGCAAAGUGCCUGGUCAUUACCUCUCUACUUUUUGGGGACUGAGGAAUGGAAAAAUAGCUCUCCAUCAAGACCUGGGAGGCAUUUCUUACAUAAGUUUUUUGAAAACUUUGUGUGAUGUGAUCCUCAUGGUCCAGGAAAGAAAGAUACCUGCUCAUCGUGUUGUCCUUGCUGCAGCCAGUCAUUUUUUUAACUUAAUGUUCACAACUAACAUGCUGGAAUCAAAGUCCUUUGAGGUAGAACUCAAAGAUGCUGAACCUGACAUUAUUGAACAACUUGUGGAAUUUGCUUAUACUGCUAGAAUUUCUGUGAAUAGCAACAAUGUACAGUCUUUGUUAGAUGCAGCAAACCAGUACCAGAUUGAACCUGUGAAGAAAAUGUGUGUUGAUUUUUUAAAAGAACAAGUUGAUGCCUCAAAUUGUCUAGGUAUAAGUGUUCUAGCAGAGUGUCUGGACUGUCCUGAAUUGAAAGCAACUGCAGAUGACUUUAUUCAUCAGCAUUUUACUGAAGUUUACAAAACUGAUGAGUUUCUACAACUUGAUGUUAAGCGAGUAACUCAUCUCCUCAACCAGGACACUCUAACUGUGAGAGCAGAGGAUCAGGUUUAUGAUGCUGCAGUCAGGUGGUUGAAAUACGAUGAACCUAAUCGCCAGCCAUUCAUGGUUGAUAUCCUUGCUAAAGUCAGGUUUCCUCUUAUAUCAAAGAAUUUCUUAAGUAAAACUGUACAAGCUGAACCACUUAUUCAAGACAAUCCUGAAUGCCUUAAGAUGGUGAUAAGUGGAAUGAGAUAUCAUCUGCUAUCUCCAGAGGAUAGAGAAGAACUGGUAGAUGGCACAAGGCCUAGAAGAAAGAAACAUGACUACCGCAUAGCCCUAUUUGGAGGCUCUCAACCACAGUCUUGUAGAUAUUUUAACCCAAAGGAUUAUAGCUGGACAGACAUCCGCUGCCCCUUUGAAAAACGAAGAGAUGCAGCGUGUGUGUUUUGGGACAACGUAGUAUACAUUUUGGGUGGCUCACAGCUUUUUCCCAUAAAACGAAUGGACUGCUAUAAUGUAGUGAAGGAUAGCUGGUAUUCAAAACUGGGCCCUCCAACACCUCGAGAUAGCCUUGCUGCCUGUGCAGCAGAAGGCAAAAUUUAUACAUCCGGAGGUUCCGAAGUAGGAAACUCAGCUCUAUAUUUAUUUGAGUGCUAUGAUACAAGAACUGAAAGCUGGCACACGAAGCCUAGCAUGCUGACUCAGCGCUGCAGCCACGGGAUGGUGGAAGCCAAUGGCCUGAUCUAUGUUUGUGGUGGAAGUUUAGGGAACAAUGUUUCUGGGAGAGUGCUGAAUUCCUGUGAAGUUUAUGAUCCCGCCACAGAAACGUGGACUGAGCUGUGUCCAAUGAUUGAGGCUAGGAAGAAUCAUGGACUGGUAUUUGUAAAAGACAAGAUAUUUGCUGUGGGUGGUCAGAAUGGUUUAGGUGGCCUGGACAAUGUAGAAUAUUAUGAUAUUAAAUUAAAUGAAUGGAAGAUGGUCUCACCAAUGCCGUGGAAGGGUGUGACAGUGAAGUGUGCAGCAGUUGGUUCUAUAGUUUAUGUACUGGCUGGUUUUCAAGGUGUGGGUCGUUUAGGACACAUUCUUGAAUAUAAUACUGAAACAGACAAAUGGAUCGCCAACUCCAAAGUCCGUGCUUUUCCAGUAACAAGUUGUUUAAUUUGUGUUGUUGAUACCUGUGGAGCAAAUGAAGAGACCCUUGAAACAUGAAAGAGUGAACGUCAAGACUCAUCAGAGACUCAAAACUAUGGCCACCAGUGCUUUGUUCCAAGAUUUUGGUUACAGAGUUUGGGGUUUAAUGUUUUGUUUUUUGUUUUUUUGGUUUUUUUUUUUUGGUUUUUUUUUUUUUAAAGAAAGUUUCAAGUAAAGUAAGAUCUCUAUAAAAUAGUUAUUUCUUUUAUAUGGAUUUCCUGACUUAAUUAGAAGAUCAUAUUUUAGCUGGAUAUAUAGCCAGGAACAUAUCUAGCAAGAAAACUUGAAAAAUUAUAAGCAUAUGGUGAAAAUAUGAAUUCUUGAAUGAGUUUCACAUGUAUAAGUAUGAUUUUGGCAGACUGGGUGAUUGGCUCAUCAGUGAAGCGGCCUCAUCUUAUUUCUAGUUUCUAUUUUCAUACAUCAUAGAUGGGCUGUGUAGUUCGAUCUGUUUCUUCUCAGUCAGUAACUAAGGAGUACUAUAAAUUACUAGCCACAACAGGCAACUUUGAUGGAGCAGCUUUGUCUCACAUAAUGUUUCUUGUCUUCAUCUGCUUCUUUAUCAAAUGUGUUUCAUUUUAAAAGUAAACCCAGAGUGAGUAAAGGCACACACACACACACUCUCAUAAGACGUCAUAAACAGAUUUUGGGAAUUUUAAAUGUGCCCAACUCCUCAGGAAAUAUAUUCAAUCCAGUUAAAUUUAUUCUGACUUUUUAACACACAAUACAAGCUUAGUACCCAUCAUUAAUUUAUUUCACUGUUUUACCCAGUGGUUAAAAAGGAUUGUUCCUCUUCAGUCCUCACCAUUAAAUAAAAUUAAAUCCUAGUAAGAAGACAAAACUAUUUACAAUAAAUUUCUAGAUCACUAGAAUAGUACUGAUAGUUGUACCACGGUGUCUUUGUUGACUUUGAAAUUAUUAAAGAUUCCAAAAGAUACAUGAUCUUUUUUUCCCUCAGCAGGAGACAUCAGCGAUACAUUCAACCGAGUGAUCUCUAAAAGUUUUGUAAAAAUUUCAGUUUUAAAACCAGAUGUUCAUUGCUUUUAUGUGGUCAAUAAAUCUUUUACAAACCCAGCUACUCAUUUCUUUCCUGGUAAUGUUUUGCCCUUUACACUAUCUAUUAAAUGAGCCAUGUAAAGCUGUCAUCAUCAAUGUUUUGUCUAUUAAUAUUAAUAUUAAAUAUUUUUAACUUAAAAUAGACUGCCCUAUUUUAUGCAUCUUCAUUUUAAAUGUGUUAAUAGUUGUUUUUAAAAUUUGUGAAGCAGUGUUUCUAUUUUAAUUUUUAUUGUGUUCUUAUAAAUAAUAGUCUUGAUUCCUAAAACUUUUUACAUAAAAAAGGAAUUAGAAAAGCAUGAUGGGUUUAAUUAUAUAUAUGCAGGAUUUUUUAUGUAUAUAACAGCUUUACCAAGCUAUAAUUCACAUACCAUACAAUUCACCCUUCUAAUAUGUACCAUUCACUGUUUAUUAGUAUAUUCAUAGAGUUGUGAAACCAUCAUAUCAAUUCUAAAACAUUUUUCUUACCCCAAAAAGAAACCCUGUACCCAGAAGCAGUCGUCCCCAUUUCCUUCCAGUACCCCACCCAUCCCUGCCCUAGGCAACCACUAGUCAGUCUACUUUCUGCCUCUAUAGAUUUGCCUCUUCAGGGCAUUUUUAUGGUUUUGAAUUGUGUAUUCCACUGAAAAUUUUUGCUAGUUUAGUUUUUUGGAAGGCAGAAUAUCCUUUUACCAUAUUAUCACAAUAUUAUUAUAUGGUUAUAUCACUUAAUUUAGUAAUAUAAUCUUGCAUGUGGAAUACCAUCACUGUUUGAGAUAUUUUUAAAUAUACUAGCAAAGUGUAUCAACUGAUUAGAACAUUGGGAAGUAUGUAGAUAGGUUGAUGUAGGUUAUCAUUAGUGUCUGUUGUCUGCCUUAGAAAUAUUGUACAAAAUAGUGCCAGAAUAAUGAAUAAAAGACGGUCUAUCGACAA
Messenger RNA from Choloepus didactylus (southern two-toed sloth), 4731 nucleotides. It is a transcript of the gene KLHL7, whose product is annotated as kelch like family member 7. The transcript is spliced from 13 exons. The coding region runs from base 1171 to 2787 and encodes 538 amino acids. Gene Ontology annotation, molecular function: protein binding. The record is from RefSeq and is a predicted model, not a curated record. NCBI's taxonomy places the organism in Eukaryota, Metazoa, Chordata, Mammalia, Pilosa, Megalonychidae. Gene Ontology annotation, biological process: protein ubiquitination. Gene Ontology annotation, cellular component: Cul3-RING ubiquitin ligase complex.